UUUGUUUGUAUAAAUGGAUCCCAUGUACUUGGCUCUAAGUUUAUUUCGUCGAAGACGUUAUGAUAAGUGCCUCGAUGUUUGUACCAGCAUACUAGAUAAACAACCUUUAGAUCAGGCUGCAUGGUGUUUGAAAAUGAGAGCUUUAACUCAAAGAGUCUACGUGGAUGACCUCGAAAGUGAAGAUUUUCCUGAAGAGGAUUUUCUAGAUGAUAGUGUUCUUGCUACAGCACCGAGACCAGGAACGUCUAUGAAAACUGCAAUAGUUCCUUCUACAAGUGCUUUAAAUUCUAGACCGCGAACAUCCACAGGAAGGCCGAUAUCAGGUGUAGCUAGACCUGGAACACAGAUGAGGCCUGAGUCAGCAUUAGAUCGUGCUAGAACAGCUAGAACAGCCAGACCUGUUACUAACCAAUCAGCUAGAUCUAUAAGAUUAGGAACAGCUGCUAUGUUAUCGCAAAUAGAUGGUCCCUUUAUUCAAAUAUCACGACUGAACUUAGCAAAGUAUGCUAAAAAUCCAUGCUUAGCGAAACCUUUAUUCGAAUAUUUAUUUUAUUAUGACGGAGGAGUAAGAACUGCUAUGGAGUUGGCUGUUCAAGCAACACAAUAUUGUGAGUUCAGAGACUGGUGGUGGAAAGUACAACUGGCCAAAUGCUACAUAUCAGUCAAUUUAAUCAGAGAGGCUGAGCAACAGCUGAGAAGUGCAAUCAAACAACACUAUCAUAUAGAAACUUUCAUCAGGCUGACGAGAAUAUAUUGUAGAAUAGAUCAACCUCUCUCGGCUACCGACAUUGGAAAAUCUGGUCUGGAGAUUUUUCCCAAUGAUGUAUCUUUGAUGACAGAGCUCGGACGAUUAGCGGAAAAUUUAAACGAUGCCAGUGCUUCUGUUAAGUACUAUAGAAAUGUUUUAAUUGAAGACGCAACGAAUACCGAAGGCGUUGCUUCUGUAGGAAUGUAUCAUUUUUACAAUAACCAACCUGAGCUAGCGUUAAGAUAUUACAGGAGGGCUCUUGCGAUGGGGGCCCAUUCUUCAGAACUAUAUAAUAAUCUAGGAUUGUGUUGUCUCUAUUCUCAACAGCUAGACUUCACCUUACCAUAUUUCCAACGGGCGGUAGAUUUAGCCACGGAUCCUCAAGUGAAGGCCGAAGUAUGGUAUAACCUGUCUCACGUAGCUAUAGCAGCUGGCGAUGUGCAACUGGCCGUUCAGUGUUUAAAUUUAUGCUUAAGCUCGAAUUCCACGCAUGCCCCCGCUUUCAACAAUUUGGCAGUCCUCUAUCACAAAAUGGGAAAAAUAAAUCUAGCGAAAGCUUACCUGACAUCUGCUAAAACAUUGGAGCCAGAUUUGAUGGAGGUACAAGUCAAUCUCGACUUCUUGCAACAAGCGUAACGCUGAAUUUACCGGAAGUUUUUUGUUAAGUUUUCGAUAUACACGAAUCACAAAAAGUAUCGCAUAAUUUUUGAAAUAGAAAAAAAAGUUGAAAAAUAAUUUUUAGCAGAAUGUUAUAAUUAAAGCUCGGAUUACAGGCAAAAUGCCUUUUUUUUGCCUAUUUUGCCUAUUAUAAUUGUUUUUUGCACUUUUUGCCUUUUUUCGUAAAUUCCGCCUAUUUUUGCCUUUUUUAAAAUUUCAUGGUACUACCCAUGAUAUUAUUCUUUUACUAAACCAUUCUAUAAUAAAAUUUUGGGUCAAUAAUAAAAUAUCAAUGGUUUGUUUAUAUAACAGAUUUCUAGGAAAAUGUACCUGAUCGAGACUUGAGGGUUAACUAUUUGGAAAUCCCUAAGCUUUAUUAGUUUAUUAUUAGUUGUACAGUCGGUUACUGUAUCAGAGUUUAGUCACAAAUUGCUAUAUCCUAGUUUAGUUUUGUUGCGUAUACCGAAAAGCAAAGAACACGUUUUAAAACGUUUUAGACAUUUGUGUGAAAAUAUGACAAUCUAAAUUAAGGCUAUGGAUCGCACCUUAUUCGGAACUUUCUCUAGAAGGAGAUGGAGCAUUUUGUAAACCAUGCGGCAAAUCGGUAAGUUUUAUUUUUUCUCUUUUUUUCUCGUCCCACAACAUAACUAAAUUCUAAAGCGGUUUUAGAAUUCUAAUUAUUUUUUUUAAAUUCUCAGAUUUCAAGUAGAAAAAAGUACUUUCUUGACCAGCAUUGUGGAACCCCACUUCAUAAACGUAAUUUGGAAAAAUUAAAUUCCUCUAAGUUAGCCCAAAUAUCUCUGCGGGAUAGUUUAAGCAGUUAAAAAAAAAAAAGGAGGAAGACGCAUUUAAAUUUGAUUUAUGCCAGAUGAUGAUUGCAUCCAACAUUCCUCUAUAUAAAGUUAAUAACCCUAGUUUUAAAUGCUUUUUCGAAAAAUAUCUUAAUAAAUCCUUACCGAACGAGAGUACAUUGAGAAAACAUACUGUGGAAAAAUGUUAUGUGGAAUGUAUUUCAAAAAUUAAGCGGGAGUUAGAGGGCAAGUUUUUGUAUAUUAUCGUGGAUGAAACGACAGAUGUAUGCGGCAGGUAUAUAGCUAAUUUAAUGAUUGGAAUUUUGAACGAAAACUUUGUGAGAAAACCUUAUUUAGUUGCCGUUAAAGAAUUGGAAAAAACAAACAAUUUAACAAUAAGUCGAUUUAUACAAGAUAGUUUAACAAACCUCUUUUUACCCAACCCUAUACCAGUGAAUAAAAUAGUUUUAAUGCUUUCAGAUGCUGCGGCAUAUAAUAUGUUAAAAGCUGCUGUUAAUUUAAAGAUUUUUUAUCCUAAUUUAAUUCAUUGCACUUGUAUAGCCCACGGGGUAAAUAGAAUUGCUGAAGAAAUAAGAAAUCUGUUUCCGUUGGUAAAUAAUUUUAUAAAUUUUAUGAAAAAAGUUUUUGUAAAGGCUCCGUUGAGGGUACAAAUAUAUAAAGAAAGACUUCCCGGUGUCCCUUUGCCACCUAAACCAGUAAUUACAAGGUGGGGAACCUGGCUCGAAGCAGUUUUUUUUUACUUUGAACACUGCAAUGAAAUAGAAUUAGUUAUGUCAGAAUUUGAUGAUGAUAUUUACGAAGCCAUUCGAGAAGCAAAAAAAAAUAUUAAAAAAUCCCAAAUUGAAACAGGAACUCACUUAUAUCAAUGACAAUUAUAAAUUAAUAGUUACCACAAUUACCUUAUUAGACAAACAAGAGAUAAAUUUAUGUGAGUCAGUAAAAUUAAUAGAUAAUUUAAAGACGAAAAUUAAAUCGGCACCUGGAAGUAACGGUCAAUUAAUUAAAAAAAAAAUGAAAUAUGUUUUCGACAAGAAUGAAGGUUUUUCGUUUUUAUCUAAUGUUGCUAAAGUUUUGAAUGGGACAUUUUCCGAGGAAUUACAAAUUAUGCCAGAUUUAUUGUCCGCUCUGAAAUAUGCUCCAAUUGCAUCUGUCGAUGUCGAACGUUCGUUUUCAAUGUACAAAUUAAUUUUAAGUGAUCGAAGACAUAGUUUUAAGACCGAAAAUAUUGAAAAACAUUUAGUUGUUUCUAUUAAUGAUAAAAUUUUAAGUGGUUAUAAAUAAUAAGUUAUAUUCCUUUAUUGCCUAUAUUUUGCCUAAAUGUUAAUAUUCCUGCCUUUUUUAAUAAAAAUCUUAGACUAUAUAGGCGCUUUUUCUUCAAUUUUUGUUGCCUAUAAAUCCGAGCUUUAGUUAUAAUACUCGUCUAUCGGCUUCUUUGUGUGUCUUCAAAUCCAUAGCAUUUCAAGUUGAAGGCGUGCUUUUACCGAAAAAACAAACAGUAAACAAAACGUUGCGCGUUGUUACAGGACAAUACAAAUUUAUUUUGGACAUUUGUGUUCGAGAAUUUGAUCUGUGCACUAUGUCUGCUUAAGUUUUCAAUGAGGAGGUGCGUUCUUACAAAAAAUGAGUAAUAUAAGAGUCGUCGUCAACAUAAAGAUCUUUGCUUCUUAUAUAACUUAAUUCAUGGUCAUAAAUUCUGUAUCUCACUCUUAAAUAAAAUUGGUCUACGUGUACCUUCAAGAACCACCCGUUCUGUGACCACCUUCCACGAAGUGAUUAACCGUACAAACUAUGGUUCAAGCUCCUAUCUCUGUAAAACUAUUAAAUUAGCAAACACAUUAUCUCCGCAUAUUGAUUUCAUUAUGAACGACUUUACUGCGUUUUCCACACAAUUACAUUUAUAUUUAACUUAAUGUUCUAAUUUCAAGACUGAUUUGUUAAUUACUGUUAUUGUCCUUGUUCUAAGAUAAGUUUAUUUGUCAAUUUCAAAACGUUUUAGAUAUUUAGAGCAAGUAAUUUUAUUUUUUUAUUAUUGUUUGUUAUGUAUUUACCAAUUUUGUACCUACUAGAUCUUAUUUUGAAUUAUUUUUCUAAUUCGUGACAUUUUAAUUGUAUCAUGUACUAAUGGACUUCGGUCCGUCAAUAAAUAAUAAAUAAAUAAAUAACGUUAGAACAAGCAGCCCAAAUUCUAGGUUUAAAUGGAGAUGGACGACGAAGCAAUAUAUUGCUGAUAUUAUGGGAAUCCACCAAACCAGCGAUUCAAGAGCUUUAGGAAGGUAUAGAGAAAGUGGAGGAUACAGAAGAAUGAGAAGAAGACCAGUUGCAGGACUUCCCAGGUGCACGAAUCCCGUUCUCUCUCUCUUUCUCUCUCUCUCUAUCUCUCUCUCUCUUGUCGUUUCCCCAUUACUGAGGAUCGUGAUUUCUUCCAAUAUUCCUAACAAUGUUUCUCCAUUGGUCUCUAUCUUCAGCUGCUCUAAGAGCUUCGCAGCUCUUCUGAGUUUCCAGCUCAAUACUUUAUUUGGUCAGACCAUCUAGUUGGUGAUCGUCCUCUUGAUCUUCUCCCCGGAACGUUUCCAGAAACAAUUAAUCUCUCUAAACUGUCGUCACCUCUGCGAACCACGUGACCAAAGAAUUGCAGAAUUCGUUGCAGACAUAUUGUGGACAGCCUUUUUUUAUUAUUGAGAUGGUUUAGAAUGGAAACGUUUGUCCUAUGAGCUAUCCAAGGUAUGCGUAGCAUUCUUCUCCAGCACCACAUCUCAAAGGCAUCAAUUUUUGGCGCUCGCAUGCGCGAAGAGUCCAAGUAUCUGAUCCGUAUAGAAAUAUUGAGAAUACAAGGGCAUUCACCAGUCUCAUCUUGGUAUUUUGAGAGAUAGAUCUGUCCAAAUUUUAGUUAGGCGACUCAUCGCAUUUUUUGCCAUACCAAUACGUCUCCGAACUUCUGCUUCACAGUUACCAUCGUUAGUUAUACUAGACCCGAGAUAGACAAAGGUUUUUUCUAUCUGGUAUUCCUGUAACCUGUUAGUCAGUUGAAUAGUGUCGAAUCUGUCGACCACCAUUAUUUUUGUCUUAGCUUUAUUGAUUUUCAGAUCAACUUUAUUGCUUUCGUACUCAACUCUUCGCAGAAGAUCAACCAUUUCUUGCUCAUUUGCUGCUAUAUCUGUAGUGUCAUCAGCAAAUCUUAAAUUGGAGAUUUUCCUACCAGCUACUGUUACUCCACCGGCCCAUCCUUCUAAGACCAUCCUCAUGACAUGUUCACCAUAAAUGUUAAAUAAGUCAGGUGACAACACGCAUGCUUGUCUUACACCUCUCUCGGUCUUGAAUUGGUUUGAGAACUUCUGAUCUAGUCGUACUGUCGCUAUAUUAGACUGGUACAGAUUUUUAAUAAGUGUCACCAGGUGCAUUGGUGCGCCCAUUUCUAUUAAAAUUGACCAAUCAAAUGCUUUUUGGUAGUCAACGAAGCAUAUAAUCAUAGGUACUUGAAAUUCUCUAGACUUUUCAAUGAGUUGUCUCAGGUUCAGGAUUUGUUACCUUGUACCUUUACCCUUUACAAACCCCGAUUGUUCCUGAAGUAUUUGGUAAUGUAGAUAGGUUUUUUUUCUGUUUUUGAUGAUAUGCAACAAGAUUUUACUAGCAUGUAUUAUUAGUGACAGUGUGCGAUAGUUUUCACAUCUGGUAGUAGUUCCUUUUUUGUGUAGUGGGAUAUAAAUUGAGGUACACCAAUCAGAUGGCCAUUUUCCUGAAUUCCAAACAGCGACACAGAUAGAAUGGAUGAUAUGUAAUCCUUUGUCACCUAGUAACUGUAGUAUUUCACAUGGUAUUGAAUCAAUGCCUGGGGAUUUAUUUCUCUUUAGUGAUUUAAUUGCAUCUUUGACUUCAGCGAGUAAGACAGUAGGUUCGCUAGGGUAGUCAGAAGGCCACUGAUUUUCUGCUGAUAUCUCGUUAUUUUUAUACAGCUCGCCACAGUAGUUUCUCCAUGUUUCCAAUAUUUCAUCAGUAUCGGUCUUUAAAUUACCUUCCUUAUCUAUUGCAGACCACGUUUGAGGUUUAAAUUCCCGCAGUUGAACGUUAUUUACAUCUGCAGACUUUGCGUAGACAUUAUGUUACAGCUAGACAACUGCGAAAUGAUCUUUCCACAGCCCGUAAUGUUCGAUUAAGUGCCAAUUCGGUUAAAAACAGAUUAAGGGAAUUCGGAAUCAGAGCCAGAAUGCCUGCUACUGCUCCACUGUUAACGAGUGCACACCUUAUAACACGUUGAGGUUUUGCACUAGAACAUUUCGAUUGGGAUAUUAACGACUGGACUAAUAUUCUUUUUACUGAUGAGUCAAGAUUUGCACUUUGUGGUCUUGUGGAUCCGACAAACACUUUGCACUGUCGGAUCCACAAAGUUCACAUCUGUGCUCAUUAAUAAAAAGAAUAUUAGCCCAGUCGUUAAUAUCCCAAUCGACUUGUCCUGGUGCAAAACUUAAUCGUGUCAUACGAUGUAUCCUCGUUAACAGAGAAGGAGUACCAGGCAUUCUGGCUCUGAUUCCAAAUUCUCUUAAUCUGCUUCUAACCGAAUUGACACUUCUUCUUCACGUGCCAUCUCCGCGACGGAGGUUGGCAAUCAUUUGUUGGCAUAUUCUAAUCUUAGAUUCUGCUGCUCUGAAUAGUUCGGUUGAUGUGCAUCCGUACCAUUCCCUCAAGUUACGCAACCAUGAGAUUCUUCUCCUUCCUACACUUCUCUUGUCCUGGAUUUUUCCCUGUAUAAUCAAUUGAAGUAUGUUGUAUCUCUCAUUACGCAUAACGUUCCCCAGGUAUUGCAGCUUUCGUGUCUUGAUGGUUUCCAAUAUUUCCAGUCUUUUGUUGACUCUUCUCAUGACUUCGUUGUUUGUUAUAUGCUCGGUCCAUGAUAUCUUCAGGAUUCUUCUAUACACCCACAGUUCAAAUGCUUCCAACUUUUGUGUCCAUGCUUCUAUCCCGUAAAGCAGGGUAGAGAAAAUAUAACACCUUGCCAACCUAACUCUCACGUCUAAUUUCAGUUCUCUUGCACAAAGUACCUUUCUCAUUUUAUUGAAGUUUGUUCUUGCUUUCUCUAUUCGAACUUUGAUUUCUUUGGAGUACUUGUUUGUGUGAUUAAUUAUUGUGCCAAGAUAGUUGUAGUUUUCAACUUGUUCUAAAGUUUUACCUUUAGUUGUUAGGCUUUCAUCAUAAUUUUGGGUUUUUGAUAUCCUCAUAAAUUUAGUUUCCUUGAUGUUUAUUGAAAAUCCAUAUUCGUCUCCAUACUCAACUAUCUUGUUUUUAGCUUUUGGAGGUCUUUAAGGUUGUCUGCUAUUAUGAUAGUAUCGUCCUCAUAUCUAAUGUUGUUAAUUGGCGUUCCAUUUACCUUUAUUCCUGCUGUUUCUCCCUCAAAAGCUCUUUUCAUAAUUUCUUCAGAGUAUGCAUUGAAUAGUAGUGGUGACAAUACACACCCCUGUCGCACUCCUCUUUUAAUUUCGAACUCUUCUGAUGUGUGUUCAUUAAUGCGUAUGUGUGCUUGCUGUUUAUAAUAUAGAUUUGUUAUAAUUCGAAGGUCAUUGUUUCUGUUUCUGUUUUAAAAAUUAUACGAUACUUUUUGUGAUCAGUGUAGCUUGUAGAUGUUUAUUUAAUACAUUGUUAAUAAAACAAAUUGUCUAAUUUUGCUUUGAGGACGUCCAUUAGCUGUUUGUGGCGGACUUUAUCGAAAGCCUUGUUGUAAUCUAUGAAACAGACGUACAUAUCCUGGUUCACAUCCAAACAUCUCUGGAUUAGUACGUUGAAUGCAAAGAGAGCUUCAAGGGUACCUACGCCUCUACGGAAUCCAAAUUGGGUUUCUUCAAUAUCCAUAUCAAGUGUUUGGUAUAUGCGUUUAUGAAUGAUCUUUAUCACUGAAUUUAUCACUGAAUUGACACUUAUGUGUACGAAAAAUCUGCAGAUGCAAAUAACGUUCAUCUGCGGGGUUUGUGCACCUGGGACAUUCUGAAACUGGUCUUCUUGUGUAUCCUCCACUUUCUCACUUUCUCUAUAACUUCUUAAAGCUCUUGAAACGCUCUGAUUGGU
This is a messenger RNA of Diabrotica virgifera virgifera (western corn rootworm), 8268 nucleotides long. RefSeq names its product tetratricopeptide repeat protein 8 (gene BBS8). The record is from RefSeq and is a predicted model, not a curated record. Gene Ontology annotation, biological process: non-motile cilium assembly. Gene Ontology annotation, cellular component: BBSome; non-motile cilium; ciliary basal body. NCBI's taxonomy places the organism in Eukaryota, Metazoa, Arthropoda, Insecta, Coleoptera, Chrysomelidae. Gene Ontology annotation, molecular function: protein binding. The coding region runs from base 14 to 1384 and encodes 456 amino acids. The transcript has 6 exons.